AUGAGGUUGCCAUGGAGCACUGGCGGCAGUCAUAGAACUGUGGCAUGCGUAAUACUAGUCGCAGAGAGACAACAAGAGUGUGUGAAGCAGCAGAAAAAUCGCCGGAGGGAGAAAACGAAGGUUACGCAACGCAUGCUGAACUGCGUGUCCAACUACGAACGCGGAGCCCUAUGGAAGAGAUGGAUCAAGACCGAACAUCACAAGGCGGCGCUCCCGAAGGGCAUAUACCUCCAUCUGGUUGCCUUCGACAUGCCGGAGUUCGACGCAGCGAUUAGGAACGAUAUCCACCGAACGUUCCCGCAGCAUGCCAUUUUCACGGACGCUAAAUACGCGCAAACUGCGUUGUUCAACGUGUUGAAGGCGUACGCCCUCUACAAUCCGGAUGUUGGUGGGCCUCAUGGAAAAACACGACAUCAAGAGCCUGUUCCUGCCGCAAAUGCCGCUCCUAGUGAGGUACUGCUCCGUGCUGGAUGGCUACGUCAAGCGCAAAAUGCACAAGCUGUACUGCCACAUGCGGGCACAGGAUGUGGACACCACGAUUAUCGCAACGCAGUGGUUCCUCACCCUGUUCACGUACAGCCUCUCCCUGGAAGCGGCAGCGCUGCUGUGGGACGUGAUACUCGCCAGGGAGGGCAACUGCAUACUGCCCAUCGCCAUCAUCAUACUAAAGCUGCUGGAGGUAGGCGCGCCGCAGAACACCGACGCCGCAACAACGUGCAGCACAAGCUACUCCAAGCGAACCAGGAUGAAAUACAACGCAUGAUGAAGGACCUCACGCCACACCUCUCGGCACGCGCAAUCAUACACGAACUCGACAAACACAAGUACGAGCACAGGGCUACGCAGCUUCUGAAAAAUUAUGGAGCCGUGUGA
Molecule: messenger RNA, 873 nt
Organism: Babesia ovata
Lineage: Eukaryota; Apicomplexa; Aconoidasida; Piroplasmida; Babesiidae
Product: TBC domain-containing protein, putative
Exons: 2
Coding region: 1-873 (290 amino acids)
Source: RefSeq, a predicted model, not a curated record